Messenger RNA from Cinara cedri, 810 nucleotides. Lineage: Eukaryota; Metazoa; Arthropoda; Insecta; Hemiptera; Aphididae. The record is from the annotation of a GenBank genome assembly.
AUGAAAUUUACAUUAUCUUGGUUGUUAGAAUAUUUACAAACAGAUGCUAAUUUAGAAGAGAUCACUAAGAAGUUAACUCACAUAGGGUUAGAAGUAGAAAAUGUUGUUAAUAAUUCAACGUUAGCUAAAUUUGUUGUUGCAGAAGUAUUAGAAGUUACAUCGCAUCCAAACGCUGAUAAAUUAAGAUUAUGUCAAGUGAAUGACGGAAGUAAAAUUCUGCAAAUAGUCUGUGGAGCAAAUAACGUUAGAAACAACAUGAAAACAGUGCUUGCAUCAGUAGGUAGUACACUGCCAGCAAGUAACUUCACAAUUAAACCCACAAAAAUACGUGGCGUGCUAAGUGAAGGAAUGCUCUGCUCCGCUUCCGAAUUGGCGCUCACUCAAGAGGAGAGUGAAGGAAUAAUAGAACUUUCCGAUGAUUACACAGUGGGAAGCAAGUUUUUUAAUUGUGAUACCGUAAUUGAUGUUAAUAUCACUCCAAAUCGUGGAGAUUGCUUGAGCAUCUAUGGAAUAGCUCGAGAUUUAGCUGCAACUGGAAUAGGUGAACUGAAAGCUGUAAGUAUUCCACAAAUCACUGGUUCUAUAAGCUCACCAAUCGAUGUUGAAGUAACUGAUGGAAAGAGCUUCAUCAGUGGCCGAUAUAUUGCAAAUGUACAAAAUAAACAAAGCCCAAAAUGGUUAAAAGAUAAGCUAGAAUCAAUAGGAAUGCGUUCCAUUUCUACAAUAGUUGAUAUCACUAAUUACGUUAUGAUAUCCUUUGGCCGUCCACUGCAUGCAUAUGAUGCAGAUAAAAUGGAUAAAAAACUUACA